Caenorhabditis remanei is the source of this 408-nucleotide messenger RNA. RefSeq lists its product as uncharacterized. Lineage: Eukaryota; Metazoa; Nematoda; Chromadorea; Rhabditida; Rhabditidae. The transcript is spliced from 3 exons. Bases 1 to 408 code for a protein of 135 amino acids. The record is from RefSeq and is a predicted model, not a curated record.
AUGGUGGUCCUAGUUUUUGAGCAGUUCGCGGAUCGACUCUUCCUCGGUGCAAUCGAUAAGAGCUGUGCCAUCCGGAGCCUGGACAGUGCGGUCGGCACCCUGAAAAUAGUUCAGCAUCGAGCUCUCCGUUUUGCACAUUCCAGGCAACAGACAUUACUGGUUUUCUACAACAAGUUGAUUAGUAACAAUGGAAAUCGAGCUGGAAUUUCUUCAAUGUCCUCUUCCUCCUCAUCGGACUCAUCAUCCUCAUCAUCCGAGUCGCUGUCAUCAGAAUCGUUCUCAUUGUUAUUUUCCCCGUCUAUAGUAGGAUCCUCUGGAAUGAUCUCUCCAUCCGCAUCAAACUGCAGCUCGACGAGUCCAAAUGCUUUACGAUGGAAAAAGCCAACAGGUGAUCCUGGUGUUGUCUGA